AUCCUGCUGCUUGUUGCAGGACGGCUCAUUGUGCGCAGGAGGCACCAGUUUAAGCUGUCCUCAUUGCCAAGGCAGUCCUUCACACCAAGAACAUGGAAGGCUUAUGGAAAGGCUGUGUGCUGCUGAUAGCCCUCUGCUUGGCUGCUUACCAAGCUACCGCAAGUCCUCUGACUUGGGAAAAAGAAUGUGUAGAAGACUCAGAAACAAGGUGUCAGGAUUUCCCAACAGCACUAAAAUGUGGGACCUUGGAUCACUGUCAACAAACCAUGAACAAGUCCCCUGAGUUCAACUUCAGGUGUUCUAUAUGUAAACUUGUUGUAAUCAUGAUGGCAAAAGUUAUACAAGACAAUACCACAGAUGAAAGACUCUCUAGGUUCUUGGAGCGAGGAUGCCAGUAUCUUCCCUUCCAAGACUGGGCAGUCAAAUGCAAGAAGAUGGUAGACACUGGAGUUAUAAUUCUGGUUGAACUUGGAAGACAAGUACAGGAUAGGCCUGAAAUAGUGUGCACUGCUUUCAAAUUGUGCAUCCAGAAAGAAACUUCCCAAGGAGCUCUGAAGUUCCAGAAGCCACUGCAGUCCAAUGAAGGGCCUGAACUGGACUUCCCCCAAAUUAUGUCUCCUUUCAUAGCUAAUGUCCCUCUUCUCCUUUAUCCUCAAGAGAAGACUCAGGAGAGAGAAGAUUCAUGCAGAGAGUGUACAAAGGUAGUUGCUGAAAUGAAGGAAGCCGUGAAGAACAGUCCCUUCUUUGUUGAGUCCUUAGCUGCCUACGCCAGGCAACACUGUGAUAGUCUGGGGCCUGUUUUGGCCACUGAGUGUAAGAAGUAUGUCUUCCAAUAUGCACAUAUUUUUAUACAGCUGCUGACAGAGUACUUGGUAAGUCAACCACAGGUUAUUUGUAGAGAAGCUGGAUUCUGCAACUCUCCACAGUCUGAGCCUGUUCAUUCUUUACUAUCAGACAGCCACUUUCAUGAAUUGUAUGCAGCGCUGGUUGAGGAGCAGGCUGUAAUGCAGGAAAAGCCCUUUUUGGUAUGCAGUAUGUGCAAGAAAGUGAUUGAGGCAGCAGAAGGUCUAUUGGAGAACAACAGAACAGAAGAGGAAAUAGUCCAUGGAAUGUUGAAAUUCUGCUAUGUACUGCCACAUGAGGUCUUAGCCCAGUGCAAGGACUUUGUUGAUUCCUAUGGGAAGGCUGUGGUUGUUAUGCUUCUGGAGGCAACUAAACCUGAAUCUGUGUGCACCAUGCUAAAAUGCUGUCCCAAAGACCUCUCUUUGACCAUUGAGAUGCUAGCUCUGCAGCAGUUAGCGAACUAUUUUGACACACACAAGGCCAAAGAAUUCUGCCAUGUAUGUACAGUCCUUAUUAAAUAUGUUGAUGAGACACUGGAGAGGAAUGAAACGCAGACACACAUUGGAACUGUGCUUACUAGAGGCUGCCAGUUGCUGCCAGAAGCUUUGGUGUAUCCGUGUGAUCAGCUUGUGGAGCAAUAUGAACCAGCUGCCGUCCGCCUUCUGAUUCAGGUCAUGGAGCCAACCUUUGUAUGCACUAAAAUAGGAGCCUGUCCUGAAUCCCAUCUUUUGGGCAUGGAAGCCUGUGCCCGGGGCCCUGCCUACUGGUGCAUGAACACAGAGACUGCAGCUCAGUGCCAAGCCACUGAAUAUUGCAGACGUCAUAUAUGGAACUAGAGGAAACCAGUUCAGUUGGGUGAACGUUGCUUUUACUUUGAAAUCCUGGAAUUUGGUGGGAAAGAGAAAUAUCUAAAAGCUUGGAAGAACCCCAUAUUUCUUUUCUACCUUCGGUUUCAUUUGUAGUAUGGCUCCUCACUAGGUGUUUACACUGCUCAAGGGGGGAAAGUCUCUUUGGUAUUCUUUUGUAAUGAUGCUGUAAAACACCA
This is a messenger RNA of Heteronotia binoei (common prickly gecko), 1888 nucleotides long. RefSeq names its product prosaposin-like. NCBI's taxonomy places the organism in Eukaryota, Metazoa, Chordata, Lepidosauria, Squamata, Gekkonidae. Gene Ontology annotation, biological process: sphingolipid metabolic process. The coding region runs from base 93 to 1679 and encodes 528 amino acids. The transcript has 14 exons. Gene Ontology annotation, cellular component: lysosome. The record is from RefSeq and is a predicted model, not a curated record.